CAACGUCAUUUGGCAUCGUGGGUCAGGGAUGCAGUGAAAUGCGGCCAUGCUGGUCAAAAGCAACAACUCCGCUCUCCACUCCAGUCCACCUCCACCCCCUAUCUACGACUUUAUCUCUGCGAGAGAGUAUUCGUAGCUGUGUAUUGUUUGAAACCAAUCAUAGUCACCACCUCCCUACCGACAGUGCGACUCCGAGCUCGGUCCACCACGGGCAGACGGACGAGCAACAGCCCAUCAACUCAGAAGUGCCUCAUUAGCCGCCCGACCGCACGAACACAACGGUUGCUAGACUUGGGAAGCUCAGACCUAGAACCCAACCUACAGUCAUGUCGGACGCGGGGGAGAGUUCGCAUCGACGAACGAAAUCCUCUGCCCUUUCACUCCUGAGACGCAAAGCUACUGGCGGUGCCGGUGACGACAACAUGUCUACAGCUUCGGUCGAGGACACUGGCGCAGCGAGCACCAGUCUUGCCGGCGAUUCGACUACCGCAACAUCCCACGCAUCUCUUACCAACGCCCACCAACAUUCCAGGGGCCACAGCUCCAAGCUCUCAGUCUCUGGGAGCACCAUGGGCCGUACACCAUCACACAAUGCCCCUUCGGUUAGCGGGGCUAAGUCUCCCAAUCCGCUGGACAAGGGCGCCUCCCUCGAGUCAUCCGUCAGAAAGUUCCGCAUCGUUGAAGCUCUCCGCAACGGUGACACUGCCUCCAUCUCCAAAGCUAUCCGUGAAAGCGCCGAAGGGGGUCCCCGCACGAGCACCUCAUCCUUCAACACAACAACCGGCCCCCUCGAAGAUACCACAAUACUUCACCUCGCCAUCCAGUGUGCCGAGCAGCCCGUUGUUGAGUACGUUCUGUCUGACGGCGCUGGUUCUCUUGAUAUCAAUGCUCGGGACAAGGAUGGAAAUACACCCCUUCAUAUCGCGGCAGCUCAGGGCCGUAGCCACGUGGUUGGACUCCUUCUAGCAAACAAGGAGAUCAACGAUGCCAUCGCCAAUAACCAGGGCCGCCUUCCAAUCGAUCUUGCCCGCAAUCCCGAAAUCUUCCAGCAGCUGCAGCUCUCGAGAUCUCUGUUUGCUGAAAACAAGAUCAGGCAAGUUCAGGAUCUCAUUCUCCAUGGCGAAUUCAAAGUCUUGGAGCACGUGUUGGAGGAACCUCGUUUCAAGACAGUUUUGGAUAUCAACAGUACCGAAUUUGCUUCGGACCCAGUUACAGUCCAGGCUGGGGGCACCCUCUUGCAUGAAGCCGCACGCGCCAAGAACACUCGUCUAAUUCAAGUUUUGCUUCUGCAUGGCGCCGACCCCUUCCGCCGGGACCGCAAGGGCAAGCUCCCGCAAGAUGUUACCAAGGACGAGAUCACACGUGCCAUGCUGAAGAAGUCACCAGCUGCCGUAGCGGCGCAAAGGGGGAUCCAAGAGAAGGCCGUCCUGGGGUCUGCUGCCCAAGGCGUUAUCAACGCAACCCCUGGUGAUCCGCUUGCUGGCCGAGAGGCCCGUGAAAUGAAAGGCUACCUCAAGAAGUGGACCAACUAUAGAAAGGGGUAUCAGCUGCGGUGGUUUGUUCUGGAGGACGGCGUGUUGAGCUACUACAAGCACCAAGAUGAUGCAGGCUCAGCCUGCCGUGGUGCUAUCAACAUGCGCAUCGCCAAGCUUCACAUGAGUGCUGAUGAGAAGACCAAGUUUGAGAUCAUCGGGAAGUCAUCGGUCAAGUACACACUCAAGGCGAACCACGAAGUCGAAGCUAAGCGCUGGUUCUGGGCCCUCAACAACUCGAUUCAGUGGACGAAAGACCAGGCUAAGGAGGAAGAGAGACAAAAGGCCCAUAACGCGGAGUUGCUGAAGCAGGCCAAAGCCGAGAUUUCGGGUACUAGUAUCUCUGAGCCACCUAGCGAGAACGCGAGCUACAUUGAGCCCCGCGGCAGCAUCCAGCUUUCACGGAUGCACUCUUCCGGCAAGUCUCACAAGAGCGGACUUCAUGGGACUGGCACUGUGGACAGCCAUGAUGAUGACGAAUUUGCUGACGCGGCGACGGAGGCUGGCAAGACUGAUCAUCACGGCGAAGGUAAUUAUGAAGAUGAUGACUAUGGUGAGGGUUCGAGUGGGCAGGAUGCUCCGCCAGUGAAUAAGGAUGCUUUCAACAUCACUGCCCAGUCGGCUAAGCUGCAGCUCGAUACCAUGGCACACGUCACAGCCGCACUACUUCAGGAGGCGAGCAAGAAUCCCAGCCUGACUCUGGGCGAUACUAAGGCCUCGCAAGCUCUGUCGACUUAUGACGCCGCCAUCCGCUCGCUUACUGGGCUUAUUGGUGACCUUUUGCGCAUCUCAAAGGACCGUGAUGCCUACUGGCAGUAUCGCCUUGACCGCGAAAGUGAGAUGCGCCGGAUGUGGGAAGACAGCAUGGCCCAGGUAGCCAAGGAGCAAGAGUCCCUUGAGGCUCGCGUCAGUGAGGCUGAGGCCAAGAGAAAAGCUACCAAGCGCAUCCUCAAACAGGCUGUUGAGACCGGCAUUCUUGACGAGAGCCAGACACUACCACCACCUGCUGUUUCCACUUCUGCUGCUGCUACUCCAGCCAUCGCUGCCACCACCGCUCCUCAGGAUAGCACUCAGGUGGAGACGGCGGCAGCAGACUCUGUGAGCGUAAAGUCCCCCGCCCUGGGAGGCCUUUCGAGACGUGAGACGGUGAUUACCCAGAUCGCCGACAUCUCGGAUUCAGAGUCAGACGAGGAGGAGUUCUUCGAUGCAGUUGAUGCCGGCCAGGUCGAAGUAUCGCAGUUGCCACCGUCCGAGAUCGCGGAAGCCAAGAGUGAAAACCAGGUCGUUGUGUCGGGUGAGAACGACAUCAGCGAUGCCUUCAAGGGGUACGAAAAUGGCAUUCGAACCCGUCUGAAGAUGGAAGCAGAUAAUAGGCCCAAGAUUUCACUAUGGGGUAUUCUGAAAUCUAUGAUCGGAAAGGAUAUGACCAAAAUGACCCUCCCCGUAUCUUUCAACGAACCUACCUCUCUUCUGUACCGCUGCGGCGAGGACAUGGAGUAUGCCGACCUUUUGGAUCUUGCGGCCGACCGCUCUGAUUCGAUUGAGCGUCUGCUCUACGUUUCUGCCUUUGCUGCCAGCGAAUACGCCUCGACUAUUGGUCGUGUAGCCAAGCCUUUCAACCCUUUGCUCGGUGAGACGUUUGAGUACGUUAGACCCGACAAGAACUACCGCUUCUUCAUUGAGCAAGUCAGCCAUCAUCCUCCCAUCGGUGCUGCUUGGGCCGAAUCGCCCAAGUGGACCUACUACGGUGAAUCUUCUGUCAAGUCAAAGUUUUAUGGUCGUUCCUUCGACAUCAAUCCCCUCGGUACCUGGUUCCUCAAGCUCCGUCCCACCCACGGCGGCAAGGAGGACUUCUACACUUGGCGCAAGGUCACCUCGUCGGUCGUGGGUAUCAUGACUGGUAACCCAGUUGUUGACAACUACGGACCAAUGGAGAUCAAGAACCACACCACGGGUGAAGUCUGCCAUAUCGAGUUCAAGGCCCGAGGCUGGAAGGCUUCCAGCGCCUAUCUCCUGACAGGCAAGGUGCUGGAUGCCAGCGGCCAUGUUCGGUUCAGCUUGGGUGGCAGGUGGAACUCCAAGAUCUACGCCCGCUUUACACCAGGGUAUGAGGCGACUGUCGAAGAGCCGGCGGGUGGUGACUCCGGGUCUAUCUACCGGGGCAAUCUCACCUCGGCCGACCCCAACAAGGCUUUCCUCAUCUGGCAGGCGAAUCCCCGCCCCGAAGGCAUCCCAUUCAACCUCACUCCUUUUGUUCUGACGUUCAAUCACAUCGAUGAUAAGCUUCGCCCAUGGAUCGCGCCGACUGAUUCCCGCCUGAGACCGGAUCAGCGCGCGAUGGAGGAUGGGGAGUACGAUUUUGCCGCUACGGAGAAGAACAGACUGGAGGAGGCGCAGAGAGCGAGGAGAAGGGAGAGGGAGGCCAGGGGGGAGGAGUUUACCCCGGCGUGGUUCAGCAAGGCGAAGUGUGAGAUUACGGGAGAGGAGUAUUGGCAGUUUAAUGGGGAGUAUUGGAAGAGGAGGCAGAAGGCGGGACCGGAAGGGAGUUAUGAGGAGGCUUGGAAGGGUUUGGAGCCCAUCUUUGAGUAGAGUCAUGAGAGGCUUGGUGGUGGGGAGACCAAAAGGGGGAGGAGCAGGAGAGGUAAGAAGGGGAAGGGUAAUGAGGCUAGGCUUGUGAAGCCGGUUGAGGAGGUAACUGGCAGUGAAGGACAGGAGGUGAAGGGAUGAGUUUGGGUAUAACAUGAUGAUGGGGGAGUUUUGGGGGAAAGCGAAUUGAGGGAGAAGGCAUUGAAGGAACCUAUAUAAACCUGGUUGUUCUGUAGGGGAAUAAUACGAAUUAUUUCAACAAUUGCGCCCAGUACCUGAGUGUAUUAUGUGUCAAGUGCAAGAAGCAGAAUCAAC
This is a messenger RNA of Podospora pseudocomata, 4433 nucleotides long. RefSeq lists its product as uncharacterized. Lineage: Eukaryota; Fungi; Ascomycota; Sordariomycetes; Sordariales; Podosporaceae. Gene Ontology annotation, molecular function: sterol binding; protein binding. Gene Ontology annotation, biological process: piecemeal microautophagy of the nucleus; endocytosis; exocytosis. The transcript has 3 exons. The coding region runs from base 327 to 4121 and encodes 1264 amino acids. The record is from RefSeq and is a predicted model, not a curated record. Gene Ontology annotation, cellular component: cytosol; nuclear envelope; membrane.